Colletotrichum orchidophilum is the source of this 1176-nucleotide messenger RNA. RefSeq lists its product as uncharacterized. The transcript has 2 exons. The coding region runs from base 1 to 1176 and encodes 391 amino acids. The record is from RefSeq and is a predicted model, not a curated record. Lineage: Eukaryota; Fungi; Ascomycota; Sordariomycetes; Glomerellales; Glomerellaceae.
AUGGCCAGAGCAUCAGCAUCGUGGGAGAAGUCGGCGCCCCCGAGAUCAUUCUCAAUGCCUUCACCUGCAAGAGCCCAACGAAGGCCAACUGUUCCUCAGCGCCAAGGAACUCGAGGAUCGACAAAGAAGCCUGCGUCAACCUCGUUCUCAGGAAAAGAUAUCCACGAGACAGAAGCCAGUGAAGUCUGGAAACAAUGCGCAUUUGAGGCUCAGAUGGAAAACACCUUGGUAAUCGCAGUUGUCCAUCCUAAGCAGGAGGGACAUCUUAAAAUCAUGAGACUGAUGGAGUCCAAAGCCAGAACUUCUCGACGCAUCUUCAUUUGCAACGCGGGAGCACUCCAGAAAGUCAUUGAGCAAGAGAUCAACAAGAAACGUGGAUUGGAGUGUAAACACCUCCGCAUCGUCGUCAGCUCCGUCAUCCAAUCGAUUUGCUACCAGAUUUCAUCGGUUGUAAAGAGUGUCUUCAUCAAAAUCUCUGGCAUAUUUCAACGAAACACUCCCUACAAACUUCGCAUCGACGAGAAAUCGACGUAUUGCUCCGAGAACAGCGAUAGCUGGGGUUACCGUAACCGCAUUGCCCACGCCACUCACGAGCUUGUGCACUUCUUCGGCUGCUACUUCCCGUAUAGAGAGAAACCUGCUAAUUAUGACGCACAAGCCUGGGUUCGGGACCAAAAGUGUAUAACUCCGCCUACACUUGAGGUCAAGGAGGAAAUCGUCAAUACCCUGAGAGAAGUUACACACAUCCAAAACCCCCAGAGUUCAUCUGCACCAGAGUCGCCCCCAACCCCUAACACUGGCCCCCCUGCUGGAGAAGGCGGACUUAAGAAGUUGAAGGCAUUGUUUGCCGCUGUCGUGGGAUUGGUAGCUGGGUACGGUGCAGCAGGUGGUGUCGUUUGGUUCAAUUCCAGCGGGGUCUUCAUCACUGGACCACUGGGUCUCAAGCUUGCAGUUGGCUAUGUCAGUAUCGGCGCCGCAGGGGCAGCUUGCGCGGCCGGUGUGGGCGUUGGGACAGCGGCAGCGGCAGCAGCGGCAACCUAUCUGGUGCCUUGGGAACGACUUUGGGGAUGGAUCACGAGCAUGCUCUCAAGUAUCUGGGGAACUGUAAAGGAUACUUUCGUCUGGCUGUGGGAGAAGAUCAAGUCUGCGGCAAGUUAUGUGGGCUCAUGGUUCUGA